UGCACCAUCUGCACUUGCAUAUGUCUGAAACCCAAAAGCAAACGUCUGUCCGUCUGUGGCUGGUUGGUUGGAAGACCAUUCAAGACGGGGUUUCCGGUGCUGACACAAAGAGAGAGGUGUGGAGGAGUGGUGGGAACGACAGCGACGCGAGCAGUCAGUACAGUCAGUACAAGCACAACCUACAAAUUCUCCUCUCAACGCGCCCACGCAUUUACCUUUUGGAAAGUCAGUCCUUUUUCUCCAAAUUUCACAUGCAAAUUGCAUUUAACACUUGGUGAGUCGAGAUUGCUCCACUAGGAAUCCGUCUCGUUCAAAAACGCUUUCUAUGUGUUUGUGCGUGCGUGCACUGUCGAUUGGCCAUUUUUGCUCGCAAUUGCUUCCAAAGUGCAUUGCAUUGAGACCCAACAAGACGCGUAGCCCGGGUCUAUGAUCUGUCCUCCUCUUGCCGGCGGCGCGGCUGGGUGUAGCGCGCGAGUGCUCACCGUUUUCUGUGCUCUGUCCUCCUCUUUCGCGCACGGUCUCGCUCUAUCUUUAUCGUUCUCUCAGAAUCAGUCGAGUACAAGAAUACUUUGACAUACAGUCAUACACCUACGGUUCUAGAAAAAGUGGUGAAGUAGGUACCUACGUGUCUAUGAGAUAUUAAUCCGAGGAUUUAAAAGGAAUUUAGUUGACACCCUUGUCUGGAAAAUUUGAAGCGGCUCAGCAUGAUAUGAUAAAGAGCGAAGGCAGAAAUCUCCAAGAUGAAGUCACUCUUUCCCCGAUUUUUUGUCACAUUCCUCCUGUUCCUGCCUCACUGUUAUACCCUCGCCAUACAAACAGAAGAUGACCUGGUGUUCGAUGACGUUGGCGAGGAAGCGGCAUCUGCGGUCAAAGUUGAUCCUGGCAUAAUUCAUCAUCAGAAUCAGGACCAUCAGCGGGAACAGCGACACAAGGAUCACAGAGAUAGGCAGCACAAGCUUUCUAAAGAAAACACAAGCUCGACGAGCGGUAGGGUCGAGAGGCUCUGGGGUAUGCCAGAUGUUACGGCAACCCAGGGACACGUAUUUAAAAUGAAAAUUCCAAAGCAAGCAUUUGGAGGAAAUGUUCAACGUUACGAGGCACACGGCACUAAUAAUAAAGGGCUUCCGAAUUGGCUAUAUUGGGAUGAGCCAGCAAACACCUUAUUGGGUGUACCCUCAAAGAAAGAUAUAGGACAACAUAGACUGAGUAUUAAGGCUUUUGGAAAACACGGCGACGUUGCCAGGGAUUUUUUCACUGUUCAAGUACUGCAAGACAAUCGGGAUAAAUCAAAGCACACAGAUAAGAAGAGUCACUGUGAAGAUGAUCAAGAUCAAACACUAUUAACGAUUAUAUUAGAUGCCAAAUUUGAAAAUUUAAAGCCCGAAGUGAAAGUUGAAGCGAUCGAGAACUUUGCCGGGUUUUUAGGAUUGCACACGAGUGCAUUCUCAAUUCACCCUCAAAGUAACAAGGAAAACUCGCCAACGGAUUCAUCGACAGUUCUUAUUGGACCUGGUAAUGUGAAGCAUCGCAAAGAAAAACAUUCUACUGUUCUACAGUGGCAAGUGGGUUGUGACGGACGUUUGUGGAAACACCAAGCAGAAUUAAUCAAACAAUUACCCGAACAAGCAAAAGAUGGUACUCUGGCUGAAGUACUGCAGCUGCCAGUUCUUCUCUGGCGAGUAAAGACUGACGCUCCGGCAACUGACAGAAAUCGUAGAGAUACUGGCUCUGGUGAUUUUGCAAACAAUGAAGAUUAUGAUGGUUACGACGACGAGGACAACGAAGAUUACGAUGACGAUUAUGACGAAGAUGAUAAUAAAGACAUAGUUACAGAAGCUAGUGUACCUGCUGAACUACCUCAUGUUUCUAGUUCUACGGGAGCUAGAGUCAAUGCGGAUAAUGAAGCUGAGCAUCCACAUAGACACCAUCAUGGAGAGGAGACUAUAGAUUUAAAGCAAAUUGAAGAUAUUGAUGAGCACGACAUAGUUCCAAUUCUCGAUCACGGAGCAGCAUAUGGUUUAAAUCCAUCAUCUACAUCUAGUAUCACCACUACUACUACUCCUUCUCCUCCUAUUACGACAGCAAUGACCACACAAUCUUCAUCGACUGUCGUUCCAAUGACGACGACGGUAACAACUCCAGGUUCAACAAUUCCACAAACCACAACGGUAACUGUUACCCAAAGACCAAUGACGACAGCGACGGCAACAUCAACCGUUCAGCCAACGACUUCCGUUGCCGAUACUUCCAAUACUGUUGUUUUGACGACAUUCCCUUCAAAUUUUGACACUACAUACGAUUUGUUGGAGAAAAUUAGGCAAACAGAGGAUGACUCUGAUAAUACUAUUGUACCAAUCGAUUCUUCAGAGAACGCAACUACUUUGUUCUUCAUGACAACAGCACAACCUAGCAGUACCAUGGAUAUCGUGACAACGGCGAAUGACAAACAAGAAACGAAAACUUAUCUUGUAAAUGUAACUACAGAAGAGCCAAUGCAAGAAACGGUUGUUUCUUCGACAAAAGAACCUACAACAACUCCAAUAACAACCUCGACAACAUCUACUGCUCCGCCGACUACAACUACUACAACAAAAGCACCAAUUCAGACUCAAAAAACAUUGGAAACGCCAUCCACCACCGAAAUCGUUUCUACUCUUACAACGCUUCCUCCGUUGAAACCUACCGUUGCUCAGGUCAAUACUGCACCAGUGCUGCGAAAAAGAUUGCAGAAAAUACGAGUCUUUGCUGGAAAGACCUUUACGCAUAUUAUAUCAAAUGAAACAUUCCGUGAUGAAAUAGACGGAUAUACAAGAAAUUUACACCUAUCUCUUGAACCAAAGAUGAAAUGGAUUGAGUUUAACAAUAAAACUCAAGAAAUUUAUGGAAUACCUCUAGUCGAAGACAUUUCAACGCACAACUUCAGACUGACUGCUACGAAUAGCAGAGAUAAAAGUGUUACUGAAGAAUUCCCGAUUUACGUUCAACAGCCUUCAAAGAGAGUUGAAUUUGAAUUCCACUUGUAUUUGGAUAUUCUCCACCCGUGGGCUUUUCGAAAUAACGUUGACUGGGAGUUUAAGGCUAUUCGCAAUCUAGCUCAACUUUUUGGAAACAAGGACAAUUCACAUAUAACCAUUACUGCAAUUCAUAUUGAAAACGAUGGUCGGGCUAUUUUAUCAUGGACCAAUGAUACUCUUUCAACAUUUUCAGAGUGUCCUGUAGACAAGAUUGAUAAAAUAGUGCAGGUUUUAGUCGACAGAGAGGGAAAUCCCAGCCGAGCCUUAAAAAAUAUCUUUUUGCCAGAAAUUAAUGUGACAAAUAUUAUCAAUCGGCCUAGUGAACGCAGUCAGUGUAGUAGUGCGAAAAUAAAAUAUUCAAAAUCAGAAUCUACAACUGAAAAUCCGGUUGUAAACCUAAACCCUAUUUUGAGAAAUCAAAUAGAUCGUUUGAAUUGCACUGUUGGACAACUAUUUGUAUUCAAAGUACCCGACGAUACAUUCUUUGACACAAAAGACGGGUCAACACGUAAUUUGAAUUUGUCCCUUAAAAAUGCCGAUGGUACGGAAAUUUCUCCUGAUGAAUGGCUACAAUUUGAUAGCAAGAAUCAAGAAUUUUAUGGCGUACCAAUGAAAAGUGAUGAUAAAUCAAGAAGUUACAUGUUGGAGGCGAGAGAUAAAGAAGGUUUAUCUGCCAGAGACAGCUUAAAAGUUAAUGUCUAUCAUCCUCCACCUGUAAGUUAUAGCGUGGAAUUCUCGAUGACCUUAGAGAUUCCAUACGACGAAUUCGUAAAAUCGGCCAAGAGAAAGCGCCUCUUUAUUGAAAAAGUUUGCGAAUUGUUUGGUGAUCGCGAUACAAGCACAGUGUCCUUGGAAAGCAUUACCAGAGGCAGUACCGUGGUAACGUGGCGUAAUAAGACUUUGGCGACGAGUCGAUGCCCGAAUGAGGAUAUUGAUAAACUGCGAAGAGUCGUUGUCAAAGAGGAUAAAACUUUGACGGAUCUCGUCGACAUAUUGAUGGGUGGCAACGAUUUUCCCGUGAAGCAAAUUACCCUGACUCCGUUGGGCUCCUGCUUAGGGGAAUUGACGGGCGUUCACACGCCAGACAGUUUUAUACCAAGUUUCGACGAUUCCAGAUCCGUGGGAACAUCCACUGAUGAUUAUUUGAUUACAUUUGUUCUCCCAGCCAUUAUUAUACUAGCUAUGCUUGUUUUAGCAGGCAUUAUAGCCUGCAUAUUCUACAAACGAAGGCGUAGUGGAAAAAUGAGUGUUAGUGAACAAGACGAUGAGAGACAGUCUUUUAGAAAUAAGGGAAUCCCCGUAAUAUUCCAGGAUGAAUUCGACGAGAAGCCAGAUCCAGGUAAUAAAUCCCCAAUUAUUCUGAAGGAAGAAAAACCACCACUCCCUCCUCCUGAAUACCAGAAAACAGAAGAUGGCGCAGAUGUGCCUAUGUUGUCAAAGGAAAAUUCCGAAGAACCGUAUCAACCACCACCACCAUUUGCUUCAAAUCGCGACAAUAAUCGUCAAAAUCGACCAAAACCUACUCCAACGUAUAGGAAACCUCCCCCAUACGUGCCCCCCUAACGAAAUACAGAAGAUUCACCCACGCGCAAAUAUAUGUUAGCUAUGCUCGGAGAUUCCCCAUCUCAUAUACAAACUCAGAUUACUACAAAUAACCAUAGAGGGCAGCUGAAUUGCGGAUUCAAUGUUCACGAUGAUUACAGCAGUCGAUAAAGUCUCGAAAAUGUCUUUGUUUCAUAUGGUUUCUGUAGUGGAACACUUGGAGCAGAAAUCACACGUUGCCUUUUGCAAUGAAUUUUAUGACUUGUAAUAAUAGAGCAGAUCUUGUUCACGUUUUACUGAUGGAAAAGUGAAUCUUUUAUUAUCACUUGUCGGUUUCUUAAAUAUUUUUUUACUAGUAUUCUAAAAUUAAUGACACUGCGAUGUUUCAGGAAUCAGUGCCAUUAAUCAAGCAAUACUCAAUAAACAGUGUUGUACUUAUUAUAUGAAUACCUCAGUAAGUAUUCUGCAAGUCAAGAGUUGAGGCGACAAUGAAAACGGAUUUUAUAAAGCGAAUCAUUCAGAAUAUACGAAAGCUGCUGCAACAAUCAAUUUCAUUUUUUAUAUAUAUAUAUAUAUAUUUUUUCGCAAUUGAUUUUAUAAAUAGUUUUCGUUCGUUCUUAAGCACAGAAAAGUUUGCACUUUUUUUACAAUAAUCUUAAGUCAUACGAAUAGCGCAAAUCACUGCCAAUUAUCACGAACUAAAGGCUAUAUUCAAAACUGAAUCAGGGUACAUUGAAAAAAAAAUCGUUUUAUCUUUAUAUGAAACACGCACUAAUGAAUGACUGCAACGGUUUUGAGUGCAGUCACAUAUUGGAGACCGUACUUAAAUUACGUAGCGAAUUUUAGGCCGUACGUAAUUUUUAGUUUUCAGAAAUGUUUUGCUAGUUAUUGCUAGUAGAAUUAGGGAGGGUGUCGAGAA
Belonocnema kinseyi is the source of this 5475-nucleotide messenger RNA. RefSeq names its product dystroglycan. The coding region runs from base 741 to 4577 and encodes 1278 amino acids. NCBI's taxonomy places the organism in Eukaryota, Metazoa, Arthropoda, Insecta, Hymenoptera, Cynipidae. Gene Ontology annotation, biological process: axon guidance; muscle attachment; morphogenesis of an epithelium. Gene Ontology annotation, cellular component: dystroglycan complex; dystrophin-associated glycoprotein complex; sarcolemma. Gene Ontology annotation, molecular function: laminin binding; calcium ion binding. The record is from RefSeq and is a predicted model, not a curated record. The transcript has 15 exons.